Molecule: messenger RNA, 2315 nt
Organism: Mytilus trossulus (common blue mussel)
Lineage: Eukaryota; Metazoa; Mollusca; Bivalvia; Mytilida; Mytilidae
Exons: 2
Coding region: 275-1600 (441 amino acids)
Source: RefSeq, a predicted model, not a curated record
UAAAACACAAUAGGAGCUAAUGAAUGAAAUAAUUGUGUGCCAUAGUACAUAUUGUGUAUUGAUGUACUUGUUUUAAAAAUACGAUUUAUAUAUGCCAUGAACAUAAUAAAUUAUCAAAAAGGAUCAUUCUGAGCGCAUGCCAAUAUGUAUUUAAUCUAAAAUAGAUAACGUAGUGGAAUGUCUCGGACUAGUUGUGGAGUUUAUAGUAUAAAUUGCUACAAAAUAUUAACGGAUAAUACAAGAAAUUAUUAGCAGGAUUUUAGUUGUGCCAAAAAUGUUGCGGGUGUGCAACUCGGCACACGAGCCUCUACAUACUCCACGCACGCCUAAAUCACCAAAUGCGGAAGUAAUACGUAAACAGAUAGUAGGCAUGAUCCACGAAGAACCUGGCAAGGAAAAUGAUAAGCCUUUGAAAAACCAAAAUCCAUUGAUAUAUCAAAUAAAACGGAAAGGUAACACUGGAACUAUGUUGAAACCUAGUGAUAAAAAUGAACGACAAUUAGAGAGAGUUAAACGAUCUCAUCUCAAGUUUAUAAGAGAAGCAAAUAGCAGUAGGAGUAAGGAAUUCCCAUCAAUUGAAAAUUAUGUCUUGCAUGGGGAAUCAAAAGAUCCUAGCUACGUAUAUAAUGUAGAAAUUGAGGAUCCAGAUAAACGUCACUGGAGUCUGCCUGGGGACCUUAAACAAGAAACAAAAAUUAAAAACGUGAGAUUUCAUAUACAAGAGGAAAACAAAAAGAGCAAAAUGCAAGAGGACUAUGAACCUAAGGAAAGAGAACAUGCUCAAAUAAGUUGUGAAGUGCGCGGUAGUGCUAUUCAGUCCAAUGAAAAGCCUGGAAGAAUGAGCAAACCAAGUCUGAGACAUCGGCGAACUGAGGCAGCAAAACGACAGGCAACAAUUCAUACAUCACUUCAAUUGUUUAAAAGACGAUUGAAAUUAAAUCAUGAUCCAACAUAUUUAACACCAUCCGUAAACACCAAUCAUGAUAAUGAUUAUAUCAUAAGACGAGUUCCCAUUAAAAAUAGUCUAAACGCAAAUAUGGCGGUACCACGUGCUGCCUCGGCACCAAAACCAGUCAUUGAACCGAGAUUAACCGUAAACACUACUCAAAGACCUAAAAGUUCAUUUACACCUUGUUUAAACGCACAAAAGACAUUUUUGAAAGCUAGACCACAAAGUAGUCCUGAUCGCUAUCCGAAUGAAGGUCAUCUUUUGCGACCUCGUUUGCAUGAAAAUUUGCAUAAUAAUGAGAUGAUCUUCUUUCAGGAGGAAGAAGAACAGGAACCGGAAACGAUAGCAAAUGUUGUAAACACUUAUUUUGUAGAACAAGGCAAACCUAAACCUAAGGAAAUUUAUCAGUCUUCCCUCAGUUCGCAUAAUCUCGAUGUACACAAUUCACUAACAUCAUGCCCUGACGCAAGAAUGAAACAUGUGAACAGUAACCAUCAUUUUGACAAUCGUUUUAUGAGAUGGCUUGAGGAAUCGUCUGCAAAUUCAGAGGAGGCUCGCCGAGCAGCAAUGAGAUCACACCCAGAACCAAUAAUUCAGGAAACACCAAAGUCACCAUUACUUCCCCCGGAUCAUAAUGAUACCGAACUGUAAUUGAAAAAUUUGUAAAAAAGAUUAGGUAAACUAACACUAAUGAAAUUUCUCUCUUUAUACAGUUAAAUUGUUUCACUUAAAACACAUAAUUCUGAGUAUUUUACAUAGUACACGAAGUAUUCAAAUUAUUUGGUUCAAAAUAUUAAGAUUUGUCAAAGAAGAGUAAUUGUUAGCGAACCAGAAAAUAAUUUGAAGAAACAUUUGAUAAAUAAUAAUUGAUAAUAAUAAUAAUAAUUCUUUAUUGUCAUAUAAGUAAAAUUGUACUUGUGACAUAAAAGCACCAAUUGGGUUUCAAAUUUAACUGUAGAUGAGGUUUUAUUUAAAUAUGAAAGAUUCACAUAGUUUUAAAAUUUCCACAAAAGGAAUUAUCGCUUUUAAUAUUUAUUUUCUUUCAAAGAUAGGAUGUUAUACAUUUGUAUUUAAGUUAUAACUAUAAUAUUGCAAACAUUUGAGUCAAAAUUGGUGCAUGCAAAAUUAUGUAUUAUAAAAAAUAUUGAUAGCUGUUUCUAGCAGAUGGAAAUGGAAAAAAGGAAUCAUAAGUAAGGGGUUACUUGCUUUAAUUAACGGCAAACUCAAUAGUUUAUUACUUUUCUAAUUAAUUGUUCUUCUGUUUCUAAGUUUAUGUUGAAUUAUGUACAAAAUGUAAUUAAUGAUGUUUUAUUGCAUUUUGACUAACGUGUAUGUCGUGUAAGUGUAACAAUAUGUUUAAAAUACA